AUGGAUAAACUAAAGAAAUUACGAGCACCGAUUCGAGCAGCAUUUACGAAAACGGCGAAUGCAAUUGAAGAAAUCUUGAAGGAGAAAGAAAUAAACAUCGAUCAAUUGCAAGCAUUGGGCGACGUGUUGGACAAGAAAGCCGAAAGCUUGGUGCAAUUGGAUCAGAAGAUCAUGGACACGAUGGUAGAGGAAGAUCUACCAGAAGAACAAAUAAACGAAGAAUAUGAAAAGUCGAGCGAAUAUGAGGAAAAGAUGUGCUUCUAUCGUAGAAGAAUCGAGUCACUGAUGCAGCGACUCAAACCUAUUGCGUCAGAUACGAAUUCCGAUGUUUUUGGAACAGUCGUCAGUCGUCAAAAGACAGAAAAGAAAUACAAACUGCCGAAAAUUGAAUUUACUAAAUUUAAAGGUGACCUGAAAGAAUGGCUGGCUUUUUGGGCACAAUUUCAAAAAAUUCACAAGGAUGAGGAGAUGGCCGAUGAAGACAAGUUUCAUUAUCUGCGGCAAUCAACUGAAGAGAGUUCGAAAGCAAGAGAAGUCGUCGACAGCUUUCCGAUGACUGCAGAAAAUUACCCGAAAGUGGUGAAACAUUUGAAAGAACGAUUCGGAAACAAAGACAUGCUGAUCGAAUAUUAUGUCCGAGAGUUACUACGGCUGGUAUUGUCGAAUGCAUUGAAUCAAUCCAAGAAGAUGAGCAUAUCGUCAUUGUACGAUAAGUUGGAAACGCAGUUGCGAGCUCUAGAGUCGCUGAAUGUAACCAGAGACGAAUUUGUAGCAAUAUUAUACCCACUCGUUGAAUCAUGUCUGCCAGAGGAUAUAUUGCGAGCAUGGGAACGUCAUCGAUUCUUGCCAUUGAACAGAGAGGAAACCGAUCGCCUAAGUCGUUUGAUGCUGUUCGUCAAAAGUGAAGUGGAAAGUGAAGAACGAAUUUCAAUGGCUAGAGGCGGAUUUGGAGACCAAUCGAAGAAAGUACCGAAGAAAGAGGACAAAUAUGAAAUUCCAUCAGCAGCGGGAUUAAUUGUUGGUUCAUCGGACGAAAGAAAACGGGAAGUAUGCAUUUUCUGUGGAGGGAAAUCGCAUUUCUCUCGCAAGUGUUGGAAAGGUGCGAAAAUGAGCCUGGCAGAGAAACAAAAAACCUGUAAAGAAGGAAAGGUGUGUUUUAGUUGUCUAAACCGAGGUCACAUAACACCAAAUUGCCCGAACAAAGAUCGAUUGAAAUGUGAAACAUGCGAAGGUCAACAUUGUCACAUGAUGUGUCCGGAUAAUACAAGAAAGGUCACAGAAAAAACCAACGUGGGGUUAAGCCAGUCGAAAGAAUUAGUUCAAGCAUCACCCACAUCGAAUUUGUUACUGAAAGAGAGAAAAGAGGAAUCUGUGCUUUCCACUUUGUUGAUUCGAAUUCACAAUGGUAGCCGAAGUAUAGUUGUACGAGCGGCAAUUGACUCAGGAUCCCACAAAACUUAUUUGCUGAAAAGAGUGAUAAAAGAACUCGGCCUCGAGAAAUUAGGUCAAGAAACUCUGAUUCAUGAGUUAUUUGGAGGUCAUCAGUUGAAGGAAACGGUGCAUGGUCGUUACAGAAUUUUAGCCGAAAAUUUGGAUGGAUCAUACGCUUGUAAAUUCGAUGUACUGGAACAGGAACGAAUUUGUUUCGAUGUUAAACGAAUCGUCCAAGGUAAUUGGCUACAAAAAUUACAAGAAGAAAACAUUAUCUUAACAGAUGUAGGAGUUGGUUCGGCUGAGAUCGAAUUGCUUAUUGGCAACAAUGUAGCUGGACGCUUAUUGCAUAAAAUACAUCGAUUGAAAGAAUACGAAAAUUUUGUGGCAAUGGACUAUAGCCUGGGAUGGACAAUAAUGGGAACAGUUCCGACUAACACCUCCAAUGAUCAUACAGAUACGGCCUUGUUGGUGCACACACUUUUCAUCCGAGAAGCGAACGUAGCUGAUCUUUGGCGAUUGGACUUGAUUGGUAUCGAAGAUGCUGCAGAAACGAAGAAAAAAGAAACCAAUUUGCGAACGAUAACCGAACAAUUUCAAAAGAAUUUGAAAAUCAACGACGAAGGACGAUACGAAAUUUCAUUGCCGUUCAUCAAUGGUAGUCCACCUCUCAAGUCGAACAGGAAAAUGGCAGAACAAAGAUUGAUAACUAUGUCGAGAAAACUGAGCCCAGAAUUGAAAGAAGCCUACUGCAAAGUAUUCGAGGAUUGGGAAAUGAGUGGAGUAAUCGAACAAGUACCAGAAGAUCAAUUGGAAAAUGGUGCAUAUUAUAUGCCACACAAACCAGUACUGAAUCCAAGUAGUUUAACCACACCAGUACGACCGGUGUUCGACGCUUCAGCGAAAGAAAAAGGCUCGCUUUCACUCAACGACUCCUUGGAAAAAGGGCCUAAUUUGUUGGAGGUGAUAACGUCAAUAAUGAUCCGAUUCAGACUGUGGAGACAUGGCUUAAUAUCCGACAUAAAGAAGGCUUUCCUGCAAAUCAGUAUACAACCGAAGGAUAGAGAUUUCCUGCGUUUCUUAUGGUGGGAGAAAAAGUCUAAUAAAAUAAAGGUUUUUCGUCAUAGGAGACUGGUGUUUGGCCUGACGUGCAGUUCCUUUACAUUGGCAGCAAUAAUUAAUAAAAUAUUGGACGAAGCAACCAAACAAUACGAAGAAACGGCAAAGCAAUUGAAAGACUCAAAUUACGUGGACAAUUGCAUUACCAGCGUUGAGACCGAAGAAGAAGUUUUCAAGUUCGAACAUGAAGCAACGUAUUUGCUAUCGACCGGCCAAUUUGAAUUACGAGGCUGGGAAUGGAAUGCUCCAACAUACCAUGGCGGUGUGACAAAAGAAAUCUCAGUUCUUGGUUUGACAUGGAACUUUGGUCUGGACACUUUGAGUUGCGAUAUCGAUAAAGGCAGUGAUUUGGGAGAUCAAGAAGUUACGAAGCAAAUCAUCUUAUCGACCACUCACAAAAUAUUCGAUCCAAUUGGCUUCACCACACCUCUAGUGGUUUAUCCGAAAGUCCUAUUGCAAGAAUGUUGGAAAACGGAAAUUGGUUGGAAAGAUCCUGUUCCAGAGCUCAUCGCACAGAAAUUCAGAAAAUGGUGCAAACAAUUGGCGAAAGUUAAAGAAAUAACGAUACCACGAUGGAUUGGGUUAAGUAAAGCUAAUGUAAAUUCAAUACAAUUACAUGUUCCGAAUUCUGUUUGA
This is a messenger RNA of Bradysia coprophila, 3186 nucleotides long. RefSeq lists its product as uncharacterized. The record is from RefSeq and is a predicted model, not a curated record. NCBI's taxonomy places the organism in Eukaryota, Metazoa, Arthropoda, Insecta, Diptera, Sciaridae. Gene Ontology annotation, molecular function: nucleic acid binding; zinc ion binding.